GGAAAGGGGGGUGGGGAGGAAGGUUCAGGGUGGGAUGGCGGCUCAAAUUCCCAUCGUGGCCACCACUUCCACUCCCGGGAUAGCCUGCAGCAGUAAGAAGAGGCCUGCCAGCCCUUCCCACAACGGCAGCAGCGGCAGAGCCUACAGUGCCAGUAAGAAGAAAAAAGUGUCUGGCUCUAGCUUCGCGCAGGGUAUCGGCAUGGAUGCCAUGAGUGAGAGUAAAAUGGUGCCCUCUGACUUUAACGCCGGACCUAUGGAAAAAGCUGCCAAACCUUUGCCAUUUAAGGAUCUCAACUUUGUGCACUCUGGCCAUGGUGGUGCAGUAGCUGGCAAGAAAAACAGAACCUGGAAGAACCUGAAACAAAUUCUGGCUGCUGAAAGGGCCUUACUGUGGCCGCUGAACGACCCUAACUACUUCAGUAUUGAUGCUCCUCCAUCCUUUAAGCCAGCUAAGAAGUAUUCUGAUGUUUCAGGCCUUCUUGCCAACUACACGGACCCCCAGAGCAAGCUGCGGUUCAGCACCAUCGAGGAGUUUUCCUACAUUCGGAGGCUGCCGUCUGAUGUGGUCACCGGCUACCUGGCCCUGAGGAAGGCUACAAGCAUCGUCCCAUGAGCAUGAGGAAUGGAGGGCGAGUGGAAGACUGAUUCAUGGCUGAGAUAUUUCCUGUUGAAAUCAAUUAUACUUCAGUUGUUGCGUCAAGUAUAGCUGUUUGACAAGAAAACACAAUAAAACUGUGCUUUUAAUUAAAAAAAA
Messenger RNA from Ochotona princeps (American pika), 754 nucleotides. RefSeq names its product INO80 complex subunit C-like. Gene Ontology annotation, cellular component: Ino80 complex. Bases 35 to 613 code for a protein of 192 amino acids. NCBI's taxonomy places the organism in Eukaryota, Metazoa, Chordata, Mammalia, Lagomorpha, Ochotonidae. The record is from RefSeq and is a predicted model, not a curated record. The transcript is spliced from 2 exons. Gene Ontology annotation, biological process: chromatin remodeling.